AUGAGGCGUGUGUCACUUACCGUCUCGUUGCCGUCGGCGUAUGUAAGGCGUGCGAUUUUAUUUAGCCCCCGCUACGAUUGGCGUACCUCGGGCGUGCACGACGUCGCUCCGAGGGAUGAGGGAGAUUUUGUGUACGAGGGGGCAAAGCAGACGCUGCCGGGGGCUCACCCUCUGCCAUUGUACCAUCCCCAUAACACCGUUACCCGGCCUUUAAUUUCGCCCUAUUUACCUUCACCACAACGUACUCAUCCGUACUUUACCGAGCCUGUAUCUGAGUUGCCACACUUUAACACGACAAAACCGGUGGUAUACACAUGUGGGACGAUAAAACAACGGAUUAUCGUUCCAGUUUUUAACCUGAAGAACGAAAUAACACAUACACGAGAGCUUGAUCCAUUUGUCUUUGGCAUGUAUCCAGAAACGGAAGAGCUCAGCAAGAAUCUUACCUACUGGUUAGUGCGGUGUCAAAAUUUUGCUAGUAAGUGGGACUACGAAACACGUGAGAUUUGGAGAAAGGCUAAAAAGAAUUGGCCCAACACAGGGAUGGGAAUGCCACGCGUCAGCAAUAGGAAGAAUCAUCAGUAUCCGUGGGGCGGGCGCACGAAGCCGUCCAAGCCGUGGAAUAUGCUUAUGCCUACUAUGGAUGUCAAGACAUGGAGUAAAAGUAACCGUAUGAUGUUGACCGUUAAAAUGCUACAAGGACGGCUGCAGAUUGUAGACAAACUUACCUUGUCAGAGCCCACACAAGAGUGCUAUCUGGAUCUUUGUAGCACAAUGUUGUGGGAUGUACGGCACACCGGAGGUGGGGUUUUAUUCAUGGAUGGGGGUUCCCGUAUUACUCCUAGCAUUGAAUUUGAUCGCUUCUUUUUUUUUGGUAGCUUUUUUAAUGGUAGAAACAAAGUUGUUCGACCUACUCUGCUGUGUGAUGAACAGUACGAUUACAACAAGACGGCAGCUAAGCAACGAAUGAAAGGUCCCAAGGGCCCCAAGAAUCCUAUUCCUAUUAACCGUUUUAACGUUUAUGACGCGAUGCAACACGAACGACUAGUUAUUACAGAAGGUGCAAUUAUGCAAUUAGAGGAGGAAAUGUACGAGCACAAGUUGCGUAUUCUCCCUCCACAUAUUCGCAAUCAGCUUCCUGAGCGUGGUUACCUUGAUAGCGAAACACUUGGCAAUUGUGUUCCGUCCUUAAAGACAAUUCAGAUGGAGGCAGCUGCUCGCACAGAGGAGAUUGAAAGCAGUAUGUAUCAAUCUUUUGCUGACAAUCCUUACCAGCUUUGGGAAGACGAGGCCAAGGCCUCUUAUUCGGUUGAUGCCGUAGAUGGAACAAUUCAACAGUUUGUAAAUGGAACGAAGUCCUCAUGGUCGAUGCUCUCGUAA
Molecule: messenger RNA, 1380 nt
Organism: Trypanosoma rangeli
Lineage: Eukaryota; Euglenozoa; Kinetoplastea; Trypanosomatida; Trypanosomatidae
Exons: 1
Coding region: 1-1380 (459 amino acids)
Biological process (GO): translation
Cellular component (GO): ribosome
Molecular function (GO): structural constituent of ribosome
Source: RefSeq, a predicted model, not a curated record